Molecule: messenger RNA, 666 nt
Organism: Solanum dulcamara
Lineage: Eukaryota; Viridiplantae; Streptophyta; Magnoliopsida; Solanales; Solanaceae
Exons: 2
Coding region: 1-666 (221 amino acids)
Source: RefSeq, a predicted model, not a curated record
AUGGGUCAUAUUAAGAAAAAUUGCAGGGUCAAGCAGAAUCAGCCACAACAACAUCAUGCACAGCAGGCAAAUUUUGUUGAAGAGUCGGAAAAGGAAGAAGAAAGCUUGUUUAUGGCUUCUCAUAAAGAAAACACAAGCAACAAAUCCUCAUGGUUCAUAGACAGUGGAUGCACGAGUCAUAUGUCACAAAUGAGCUCUUGUUUCACACACUUGACAAGUCGUUCAAAGCUAAAGUUAGGAUGGGAAAUGGUGAAACAGUCGAUGCACAUGGAAAGGGUUCAGCUGCCUUUCAAACUACACAAGGGCAAACAUUGUUUGGUUUUUGACUCUAAAGAUAGUUUGAUUGUUAAAGUAGAAAUGGUGGAUAAAUCUUUUCCUUUAGAUGGGAAGUUUGAUAGUGCAAAUUUUGCAAGUAUGGAUGACUCAUGGUUGUGGCACAAAAGAUAUGGGCAUUUUAACUAUGCUACUUUAAAGUCUAUGUAUGAGAAAGACUUGACUAAAGAAUUACCUGAGAUCUCACUGUCUAAAGAAGUUUGUGAGGCAUGUCAGAUGGGUAAGGUACACAGUAAAUCAUUUCCUAAAAGUGCUACUUGGAGGGCAACUGAAAAACUUGAACUAGGUCACACUGAUGUGUGUGGACCUAUGCAGACAUCAUCUUUAGGAUAA